CACCACUUAAAGUAAACAAACUGCUUCUUUAGGUUUUGUUCGGCAGGCCAAAGUCACUUUUAUCGGCGCGUAACAUACGUACGUACCUUGGUAUGUGAGCAUUGCAUCAAUUUGCAUGUCUGCAUGUUGCAUGCUAUCUUUAUAUCCUCUUUUCGUCUCUUAUCAACAGCACACCAACAAUUGAAUGCCAUGAUUCUACUUAUCUAGUAGUAGUAGAUACUUAGUUAAUGGUUGAUAUAUACCCUUUGCUAAUUCCCGAUUGUUCAUGGAUGACACACCAUCGUCACCCGACCCGCUCGGGGACGAACCCCCAAGCUCGGCGCUUCCAGUCACACGCCGAACCGAUCAUACCCUUCCACACCACGACUUUUCGAUGCCGAGAAGCUCGCCGAGAAAGAGCUCACCCAUAAGGACAUCUCCUAGAAAGCGAACCUUUGAGCUUGACGUCGGCAAUGAACUCUCGCCUCAGAAGAUACUCGUUACUGUCGAAGCGGAAGAAGCGUUGAGGAGGGGCAUAGGUCGCAAAUUAUUUCAAUCAUCCUCACCCAUACGGCAGAAUCGUCAGGCGGAAGCUAUCACCACCACCACGGUGCCGUUGAACGAUGAGAUAGAGAAUGAAGCUACACCGCGUCGACGCGGCCGGCCGCGACGGACGAGCAAUGGCACCCCCAUGCCAAAGGGAAAGAAGAGAGCGGGCACACCUCUGCAGAAGUCAGCGAAGUCGACGCGACGGAAAGGCGACCCGGAAUCCGAGGCGAGCGCGUAUAAUGACACUCCGAUAGAGCCUAUGGCAGCCCCAGCAGCAUCGAAGCCGAAGACGAGAGCUCGGAAGACGCCGCAGAAGACGGCUACCACCCAGGCCGUUCCAUCGUCACAAGUUUCUACUAUUGGAGGAUCGAAGAGGAAGCGUGGGCGCCCACGAAAAGCCAUGAUGCCGGAUGAGGUUGCUAUCCUUGCCGAUACGAUCGAUCAAUCUGCUGGCAAUAUAGCGAAUCCUAGCACUCUUCGGUCAGUCCAAGAAGACGUGGAGAACUUGCCACCAUUAGCGUCGGACACAAUCCUCGACUUCCUCGAGGAGGAGGCAGGCCGACAAGACACGCCUCGCGGGAAUAGAGGGAACAGAGAGAACUUUCUAGAUGAGAUGGGCAGUGAUAGGGAUAGGACCCCGAGGCCAGGGAAUAUAUCUAGCCCACAUGAAGCAGAUCGCACGUCUUACCAAGACAGGCUGGACGACAAUCAGGAUUUAGGCAUGAGUGAAGAUUAUCCACCAUUGCCAGAGCCUCAGAGCGAUGUAGAGUCCGACUUCGGGGAUGAUCAUAAUAUACCUGGUAGCGGACAAGACACGCACGCGUCUGACUUUAGCAUGAUAGCUGUCGAAUCACUCCCCUCGUUCCAAGCGAAUAGAAGCGCCUUUCCAUCCGAUCCUCCUGAGAUGGGCGAUGAGACGAAUAUGAUUAUUAAUCAAACUUUGGAGUCAUUGCGCAGAAGUACUCAGACGGAAGGGGAAUAUCAGUCGCCAGGACAACUAAACAGGGACAACUCACACGCAGACGAAGGUCGCUCGGGAACACACUAUAGCUUAUUGGCAAACCCAAGUUUAAUGAGGCGGUCGAAAAGUCCAAGAAGACAGAAACCACUCCCUUUGAGCCGCCAAGUCUUUGCUGGCAAAGCAUCUCAGGGAGACAAUUCUUUUUCGAGCAGCAUCCAAGGCAGUACUCUCCGCUCAGCGACACCAAAGCGAUUUUCUAUGAUGCCAAGGCAGGCUGAGACCCAACACGAAGAUGUUGAAGCAGCUGAAGGAUAUGAAGAUUCGUUUUCCGAGAUACCUGAGGCGAUUCUUGAUGCUGCCACUCCGAGGCCUCCGGCACGUACGACAACGCAUCUGGAGGGUGAGACUUCCCAAGGCCAGGCAAGCACUGAAAGUAGGAACGCCGGACCGGGUUUCGAGUCAAACAGACUGCCAACCCCUGAUGAUACGUCUUCCUCGAUCGCUGGCUCUAAAAGGGCUCAAGAAGAUGAUAUCGGCACAUCUUCAAGACCUCAAUCCGCCGCCGCCGCCGCCGCCCCCCCGCCGAACUCGGGCUUCCAAUCAUCACCCCCUAUUAUCAAUCGGCCACGAGCUAUGGACUUUGGGCCGUCUCAACUAGACCAAGAGAUAAGAAACACACCAGGACUUCGAGACUCUUCUCCUCGGUUACCGCCUUCUAGCAAAGGGCCUGUAGAACCAACCCGAUCCUUAGAGCCUCCUCAAACUAGUAGGCCGUCUCUCUCGCCAAUUGUGCGGGUUGGGCGGACUCUUCAGAAUGUCAUGUCCGACAGGCCAUCCCCUGAACCCCGCGAAGGCAGUCUCGGGAGCCCAUUUAGAGGGGCCGCCAAUGAUUCUUCGCGACAAUUCACUUCAGAUCAAUCUGGACCAGUAUCUAUGCCUGACUCACCCACGCCAGCAACAGAUCAUGGUAUCCCUACCCAGUUCAACCCUCGAUCCGCACUCAGAAUACCGCCUACUCUCAUUCAAAGUGCGAGAUCCAACUUAUCUCGUGGUCAGCCAACAGCUCAAAGUAAUGCCAUAGGCGCCGUCUCAAAUCCCUUUGGCCCAAAUAUCAACGGCCGUUUGGAACCUGAAGCACCGAGAAGACCGUCCUAUGACGCUGGCGAAACAUCCCAUGCUAGCCGAUCAGCCUUUAAUCCAUCGGUGGCUAGUUCGGCCAGAGGAAUGCCAUCGAGUGAUAAUGAAGUGAUGAGUUGGCCCGCAGAUAGCGAUAAUCGCCAGGAAGAAUUGGAUCAAAUACCAAAUACGCAGCCGAUGCGUUCGCAAAACUCGGGCUUUUUUGGUACUCGCCGUUCCAGUGUCAGUCAAGCGCCAGAUGCCAACUUCGAAAUCGGCGGAGAACGUGAUAUGACAGAAGAGCAGCAACAUGAAAUGGAGGCAGACGACAACAAUGAGUUGCCGAGUUUUGAAGAGGAUGAUGACCUAUGGGACAUCGAGGCUUCACGGCCAACCCCCAAAGCACGGGACGCAACAAGAAGCUCGCGGCAGCCAGAGGACCCACGCACUCGCCGAAUCAAAGUCCCAAGUCCCUGGAAAAGAACUAGCAGGAGACUGAUUUAUAGGGAGGAUAUUGCAAGCCCUUCUCAAAUAGAGAUUGGGGAGAGCCCGCAAAGCGAUGCGGAGGGUGCCCCAUCACGCCGCAAGCCACGGGCUUCGGAUGCUUCGAUGAUACUGAGAAGGGAAUCUGGGUUUAUGAGCAUGGCUGAUCGCUCGUCUCCUCAACCUGAAGAUGAAGAACUCGAAAUUCUACUCGAUAGCCAGGAUCCUAGAUCCGAAGCUUAUAUGCAGGAUCCACGAUCCGAAGCCGAAGCCGAAGCCGAUCCAGGACCUGGGCCUGAAAGUGAGGAUUUGGGGUCUCAGUUAGAUCUAGGAUCUCAAGUAGAUCUUCCGGGAAAGCCAACUGCAACUGCGGAAACUUCCGAGUAUUCAAUGCUAGCUCGACAGCCCCAGGAAGCCCCCAGUACUCAAAAGAAGCCUGGUUCUGCCAAGUCCCGGCUUUUUGGCGGGUUCGAUAUCAUGUCUUUCUUCUCAUCCCCAGCCACGCUACCUACGAAGGUCACGGAAACUAAACAAGCCAACACAAGCCGUAAUCUCGACAAGGCCUCACAAUCUACCCUUCAGCAACCACAGCUCAAGAGAUUGGAAGAGGCGCCACCGCCGCCACCACAGCCCAAGGAACCGCAACGAUCUAUUUGGUCUACGGGACUGUUUUCUUCCAUGGCUCAAAAUAACCCUCCGCCUAGCUCGGAAAGACGGUCCAGUGUCUUGUCACCGGUGGGUGACUUACCGCCGCAUGACCCGGAGCCAGAGUCCGACGAAGGAUCAUCACUUUCGCCAGCCCCAUCCUAUUCACCUGAACCUGAAGAGCCUGAUUCGCCAGAGCCGGAAUACUCUGAACCUGAAGAGCCUGAAUCACCGGAGCCGGAGCCGGAGCCGGAGCACUCUGAUUCCCCAGAAUAUCCUCCAUCUAAUUCGCCCGAACCUGCUUCUCCGGAACCAGCGGAGCCGUCACCUCAACCAACUGAACCGUCGCCUCAACCUUCAACCCCUGAGCGUCAAGUUUAUCCACCUAUUGAACAGAAGCAAAAUUUCACGCCACUACCAGGUCAAUCCGGUGACUCUCUUUUUAGACGUGGACCAUCCGUUGCCAGUAGUCAGCACGAUGACGCCGAUGCUCAACCCCGAAGUGACGAACUACAAGAAUCUUCGAUCAUGACGGACGGCACAGAUUAUGAGCGCUUGCCUCCGAGGGAAAAGCCAUCCCGGUGGGAUAGGACACUCUCGCCAGCCAAGUCGUGCUUCCGUUCUCCACUAAAACCGACCACACCCGGACGUGUUGUGGCUUUUACUGGCGGUCCACUUUCUCCUAUUCAGGCACAGGCUCAGGCUCCUACUAUACAGGCGCAAGCUCAGGCCGAACAUCAAAUUACCGGUAGUCAAAGGGGUGGUGGCAUCGUUUUCCAUCGCCCUCCUCUCUUUGAGCCCCUUCACCCUGCUCCCGAAGUUCGGGAAACCGAAACGGUAGUGUCUACGUCGAAACUCUCUAACGCCACAGCUCGUCGCAAUAGUAUCGUUGAAGCGGCUACGACGAUUGGGGCGCGUGCGAGACAAGCAUUAAAUAGUUUUGCAAAUAUUAGGCCGGCCGUGAGGUUACCACCACCCAUUUCUUCACACCACGAAACAAACACGGCUCCUACUAUUACUACCUCUACCUCUACCUCUACCUCUACCUCUACCUCUACCUCUACCAACGCCCCUACAAGACUCUCGCCUAAAAUAGCAGCACGUCGGGCAGAGCGGGCCCUAUCAUCGCGAUCUACGGCAUACCUCUCACAAACCGAAUGGACACGCCCUCAUUGGGUUCGUCUAGAUGAGAUGCUUCAACUCCGCCGGCGCGAUCCCUUGCGGUUCAAGCAGGAGAUCCCUCUCCCAACUAACAGCCGCCGUCGCCCCCUCGCCUCACUUCUCGGCAAGGAGGUCGCGGCCCAAGGCGCUAGUAUCGUCCUGGAGCCGUGGCACCUGGAGGUUGUCGAGGCGUUCCGGCUCGAAGUCGGUGGGUGGGACGAGCGGGCCCUGGCAAAACGGGUCUUCGCGUUGAUCGUUGGCGAGGAAAGGAGAAGGAAUGGGAAGACUGCUGGGUCUAGGAGGACGGAAAGCGGCGUUGCUACUUGAGAAAGAAGGGGGACGUAAUUCAUUUGCUAUUACUACGAAUUAGCUGGGAAGAAUUACCUACAUCUUCCAAGGACAAAGCGUAUGCUUCUACUGCU
Messenger RNA from Hypoxylon fragiforme, 5316 nucleotides. RefSeq lists its product as uncharacterized. The transcript is spliced from 2 exons. The record is from RefSeq and is a predicted model, not a curated record. The coding region runs from base 266 to 5221 and encodes 1651 amino acids. NCBI's taxonomy places the organism in Eukaryota, Fungi, Ascomycota, Sordariomycetes, Xylariales, Hypoxylaceae.